AUGCAAAACCAGACAUCUGUAACUGAGUUCAUACUCCUGGGACUUUCACAGAAUCCAAAGGUUCAGAAAAUAUUAUUUGUAGUAUUAUUGUUUGUCUACAUCACAACUGUGGGGGGCAACAUGAUGAUUAUGGUGACCAUCAUCUGCAGCCCUGCACUGCUGACCUCCCCCAUGUACUUUUUCUUGGCAUUCCUGUCCUUCCUGGAUGCAUGCAUUUCCUCGGUCACAAUACCAAAGUUAAUUUUGAACAUGCUUAAUGAGAAGAAGACUGUCUCAUUUGAAUUUUGCAUGAUACAGGUCUUUGGUGUCCACUUCUUUGGUGCAGUGGAGGUGAUUGUCCUGACAGCCAUGGCCUAUGACCGCUACGUGGCCAUUUGCAAGCCCCUGCACUACUCUUCCAUCAUGAACUGGAGACUCUGUGGCACUCUAAUAGGAAUAGCCUGGGUAGGAGGUUUCUUGCACUCUAUCAUUCAAAUUGUCUUCACUUUGCAGCUGCCCUUCUGUGGACCCAAUGUCAUUGAUCACUUCAUGUGUGACUUGUUCCCAUUGCUGGAGCUUGCCUGCACUGACACACACAUCUUUGGCCUUUUGGUGCUUGCCAACAGCGGGUCUAUCUGCAUCAUCAUCUUCUCCUUCUUGCUUGUCUCCUAUGGUGUCAUCUUGUUUAAUCUAAGAGGUCAUAGUUUAGAAGGGCGGUGGAAAGCUCUCUCUACCUGUGGAUCCCACAAUGCUGUCGUAGUUUUGUUUUUUGUCCCCUGCAUAUUUAUAUAUGCACGACUCACAUUUGCAUCUUCUUUUGAGAAUAAGGUGGCUAUAUUUUAUGCCAUGGUGACCCCCUUACUUAAUCCUAUAAUUUAUACUUUCAGGAAUAAAGAAAUGAAAAAAUCCAUGAGAAAAAUGUGGAGGAGAUUCAUGGUGUUUUCUGAUAAAUUUUAA
Molecule: messenger RNA, 936 nt
Organism: Nannospalax galili (Upper Galilee mountains blind mole rat)
Lineage: Eukaryota; Metazoa; Chordata; Mammalia; Rodentia; Spalacidae
Product: olfactory receptor 4C15-like
Exons: 1
Coding region: 1-936 (311 amino acids)
Biological process (GO): G protein-coupled receptor signaling pathway
Cellular component (GO): membrane
Molecular function (GO): olfactory receptor activity; G protein-coupled receptor activity
Source: RefSeq, a predicted model, not a curated record